CCCGAGAACGUGGCCGACGGGAAUCCGGAGACCUUCUGGGUAACGACAGGGAUGUUCCCCCAGGAGCUGAUUGUGGCGCUGCCCACGCGCGUGAGGCUCAGCAAGGUCACGGUGCAGAGCUGCCAGGUGCGGACCUUGAGGAUUGAAAGAAGCGUAUCUAAAGAACCAGUAGAUUUUGAACACUGCAUUGAAAAAGAUUUACAAUACACAGAAGGAGAGCUUCAAACAGAAGAAUUUCCACUUCCAGAUUUCCAAGCCACUUACUUGCGUUUCAUCAUCAAAUCUGCUUUCGAUCAUUUUGUGUCUGUGCACAGGGUGAUGGCAGAGGGCACAGCAGAAGACAGUUAAGCCCAGGUUAAAUUGGUACUUCAGUAUGAUUUGUAAUGAAUUUAUAUUUUGUUAUCUGUAGCACAGAGAAUAUUUAUUA
Messenger RNA from Tinamus guttatus (white-throated tinamou), 427 nucleotides. RefSeq names its product intraflagellar transport 25 (gene IFT25). Gene Ontology annotation, biological process: multicellular organism development; intraciliary transport. Gene Ontology annotation, cellular component: intraciliary transport particle B; cilium; centrosome. The record is from RefSeq and is a predicted model, not a curated record. Lineage: Eukaryota; Metazoa; Chordata; Aves; Tinamiformes; Tinamidae.